UGUUCAAGGAGUUUGCUUUUUUCCAUCCAUUGGCUCCUCGUUUAUUAAAUUAGUUUAUAUUUGGAUUAUUUCUUAUUUGAUCGUCUUUUGGUAGGCAAGAAGCAACUGAAAUACAAACACCGACUCUGAACGAGUCUCUAAAUUUUGAUAAUAGUCUUCAGGAUACAAAUGGUAAGUUCUUUUAUUUAUGGGAGUAAUUUUGCACAACACUACCUUAUUGAUUUGCCAAAAAUAUUGUUGGUUUAAAGCACACAGUAAAAAUUGACUUGAAAAAGCUUCCAAUAGUGUAACAAAUCAUCUAAUUUUUAUAGUUGUUAUUACUGAUACUAUUAAUGUAAAUGGUCAAAUUGUGUUUUCCCCAAACUUACAAUUUUUUAUGGGCAUAGGUACAACCAACGAUAUAGGUACACAAUGUUAGCAUGCAUUCAUUAUAAGUAUCAAUGAAUAAUUGCAAAAAACUAAUGGAAAACCUUCUGUACUUUAUUCAAUGUGUUGUAAAUAUGUUUUGUUUCUAGGAUUGAAUGUUCUACUUAAACAUAUAUUAACAAUUAAGGAACAGAACAGAAAAAUUCUAAAUAUUUUGGAGAAAUCAAAACCAUUUAAAAAUUCAGAUUUACCUGAUGACUUCAAAAUAAAAUUGCCAAUAGAAUCCUUACAAGACCUGGAAGAACUAGAGAUAUGUUUGGCAGAAGAAGAGAACUUCAACACUUUUAAAUCAAACUGUGCCUCAAUUUCAAACCUGAAAGAUGUUACCCAGAAGAAUAAUAGGAUAUUAAGAUCUCUUUUGACAGAUAAUAUUGCGAAGCAUUUUAAUUACUUUGGUAACAACUGGCGGCAUGACAGAGUAUCAAAUAAGCGACCAUUUAAUUAACUGCGCUUAAACAAAGUGGUUCUAGAUGCGGUAAAACAAGGAACUGACUCAUGAAGUUGAGAACGCUAUUAAGCGCUGGUUAAAACAUGCUCCUAACCGUAACAAGAAAAAUUACUAAUUUGGAUUUGUUUUAAUUUUAGUUUUUUAUUUGAUUAAACAUGCAAAGGUUUUAUAAAGAAUCUGUAGGUGAAUGCCAAAUGUGUAGGAGGGUGGCUAAGGAACUUAAAAAUACGAUUGAAGGUCUUAAUAGUAAUUUAAAUCAGGCUUCUUCCCUUGUUAGUAAAACAGUAGUACAUAGUGAUACCGUUAAUAUAAUUUCUAGUACUGAUGUCACUAGAAGUAAUUUAAAUCAGACUUCUUCACUUGUUAGUAAAACAGUAGUAGAUAGUGAUUCCGUUAAUAUAAUUUCUAGUACUGAUGUCACCAACUCUAAAGUUAGUUCUGAAAAUUUAAUUAAUAGUAAUAAUAUUAGUGAAAUUGAAAAUGACACGAGCAUAGAAUCUGACUUUGAAAUGGAUUUAGAGUUAAUAAGUUGUUUAGAUAAUGCAAGUAACUCCAAUAAAUUUCAGAAAAACUCUUAAGAAUUACAUGGUGAACUAAAGAGAUGGGCAAUUCGUAACAAAGUCACUCAUAGUACAGUAACUGAUCUUCUGUUAUGUGUCUUCAUGUGUUAGUUCCAGUUCAUCCAGAAUUACCUCUGAGUUCUAAGACUCUUUUGAACAUACCAACUACUAUUACCUUAAAAAAAGAACUAACUUCAGGCAGUUAUGUUCAUUUUGGAUUGGAAAAUUAUCUUAAAUUCUAUAUUUCUACAAAUGAUUCAAUAAUUUCAAACGAUAUUCUAAUAUCUUUUAAUAUUGAUGGUUUACCUCUUUUUAAAAGCUCUUCAGUGCAGUUUUGGCCUAUCUUGGGUUUAAUUGUAAAUAGCAGUAUAAAAGUGAAACCAUUCGCUAUAGGUGUUUUUUGUGGAAAUUCUAAACCUAGCCCACUGGCUGAUUAUUUGAAUGACUUUAUUAAUGAUCUUAAAUUUUUACUGGAGAAUGGUCUAACCUUUAAAGAUAAAGAAUAUAGGAUACAUGUUCAUAGUUUCAUUUGUGAUGCUCCAGCUCGAGCCUUUAUAAAAUGUAUAAAAUCGCACAACGGUUAUUCAGGGUGUGAUAAAUGUACUGAAGAAGGAGACUACUUUAAACAUAGGAUGAUUUUUAAUAACAUUUUGGCACCAAGGAGAUCGGAUCAGUCAUUUUUGCUAAAAUCUGAUCAGAAUCAUCAUACUGGAAUUUCACCUUUGGAAGUCUUAAAUAUAGGAUUGGUUUCAAAAUUUCCAAUUGACUCUAUGCAUUGUUUAUACUUAGGUGUUAUGAAAAAACUUCUCACAUGGAUAUGUGGUGACUUGCGUGUUCGGGUAUGUGGUAGGGAUGUUACAAACAUAUCAGAAAACUUAAUUUUUUAUGGAAAAUUUGUUGUCUCAGAGUUCAAUAGAAAACCUCGAAGUCUUUCAGAGGUAGCUCGUUUUAAAGCAACAGAAUUUAGAACUCUUUUGCUUUAUUUAGGAGUCCUAGUUUUAAAAAAUAUUGAUAAGGCUAUGUUUCUAUUGCAUUCUUCUGUUACUAUCCUGUUAUCUAAAAGGCACUUAGCAAAUUUUGGUUGUGAUGUUCCUAGAAAAUUACUGGACUGCUUUAUAACCCAUUCCAAAGACCUGUAUGGAUUGGAGUUUUUAAUUUAUAAUGUUCAUGUAUUGUGUCACUUGAGUGAAGAAGCUCGGUUGUUUGGUCCAUUGGACCAGAUUUCUGCUUUUCCUUUUGAAAACUAUUUAAAUGAAAUAAAAAAGUCAGUGAAAUCGCCUAAUAAACCAUUAGAACAAUUGUUUUGUCGCCUGACAGAAGCUAAUACUAUAUCAGUAAUUAAUGAUAGUGUCACAAAGAAAUGUGAAAUUCAACAUUUUAAUGGUCCACUGUUACAUUUAUCUUUUAAUUCUACUAAACAGUAUAAUAAGCUUAAAUAUAAUAAUAUUGUGUAUACUGUAGAAGCACAUUCCAAGGUCAACUGUUAUUGUCUAAACAAGGAAUAUUGUGUAAUAAAAAUUAAUAACAUAGUUAAUGCUAAAAAUGAAUAUUUUUUAAUAGGUCAAAAGUUUACAUCUUACGAAUCUUUCUAUAAUUACCCUUUUGAAUCAAAAUCACUUAAUAUUUGCAUCGUAAGUAAACUACUUCAAAAUAUGGAACUUUUUAAUCUCGACAGUAUAAUUACAAAAUGUAUGUUAUUCCCUCUUGAUCCACCCAACAACAGUAAAUGGUUAUCAUUUCCUUUAUUAUAAAGUAAAUAUUUUAGCAUUAUUAUGGAAAAAAACAAACUUCGGCAGACUUUUACAAAAAUAAAUUUUACUUUUAAUGGAGGAGGGUAUACUGUUGAGAGGGACAUUUGGCCAUUUAUAAAAAAAAUUAAAUUCUUUCAAACGUUUAGAAAUGAGCAAUGUAAAAGUACAUUUUUAUUUUUUCGAAUCUAAAAUAAAUUAAAUAAAUAGUAAUAAAUUAAAGUCUUCUAUCAGAUAUUGUCAAAAUUGUAAAGUGGCAACAUAUGGUUUUUAAGGGUGCAUUUAAAUUUAAAAUGGUGGGAAAAUCAAAAUUGUAAACCGUUAAAUUCCUUUCAUAAAUUCUUAACCAAAAUACUUCAUAGAAUACCUCGCAUAUUUUUCCAUGUUGAAUUAAAAUAUCGUUGUCAAAAAAUACUUUGAUGAAAUUUGGUGAUAUUUCACUGAAGCGCAAUAACUGUCUUUACAAAGUAAUUUUUAAGAACGAUAUUUUAUUGCAACAUGGACUCAGUAAGAUAGGUAUUCUAUGAAGUAUUUUGGUUAAGAAUUUAUGAAAGGAAUUUAAAUGGUUUGCAUUUUUCGUUUUCAUCCCAUUUUUAACGUAAACGCAUCCUUAAAUUAUUGAUGACUAAUUGUUAAAGUUGUCAUUUCCUUUGAAUCACAUCCCGCCAUGACUAUUUAAACAUAUUAUUUUGAAAAAUUAGCUUGCAUAUAAAAAAAUUAAUAAAUAUCUUGUGUUCUGCCGAAUAUUUGUU
Messenger RNA from Diabrotica virgifera virgifera (western corn rootworm), 3934 nucleotides. RefSeq lists its product as uncharacterized. The transcript is spliced from 3 exons. Lineage: Eukaryota; Metazoa; Arthropoda; Insecta; Coleoptera; Chrysomelidae. The coding region runs from base 1527 to 3185 and encodes 552 amino acids. The record is from RefSeq and is a predicted model, not a curated record.